AUGGGUGAAAUGAUACGAGAAGAGAUUUUGAAGAGAGUUAGGAAAGCUGGUGUAUUUUCAAUAAAUAUAGACACAACUACUGAUGUCUCUAACUUGGAACAAUUUUCGCUAGUCCUGCGUUUUAUUAAUGAAGAAGGUCAAAUUGAAGAGAGGCUUACUGCUAUGAAAGUUGCUCAUGAUUCCACAGGAUUAGGAAUGUUCAAUGUUUUUUGUGAUAUAUGUAUUAAAUAUAAUAUAGAUUGGGAAACAAAACUAUGUGCUCAAUUUUAUGAUGGAGCUGCAUCGAUGCAGGGACAAUAUUCUGGUGUUCGAUCAUAUGUCCAAGAAAAAAAUCCAAAUGCUAUUUACGUUUGGUGUUUUGCACAUGUUUUAAAUUUGUUUGUUGUCGAUACCUGUGAUAAAUGUUCAAGUGUUAGAAAUUUCUUUGGAGAAGUUCAAAGUUUGAUCACAUAUAUGAGAGCAAGAAAACGAACAGCCAUAUUCCUAGAGCAACAAACUAAAUGUAAUCCUUCUGAAAGACCAUAUAGAAUAAAGAACUUCUCUACCACUCGUUGGACUUCGCAUGGCCGUGCAUUAUCAGUAAUAAGCAAAAAGUACUUGGCAUUUCUAAAAACAUUGGAAGAGUUAAUUAACUCAACAGAUAGAGAAACCUCUUCAACUGCAUCAAAUCUGUACAGAAUAAUGACUUCAUUCAAGUUUAUUUUGAAUUUAUUUUUAAUGGAAAAUAUAUUUUCCCAUACUACUCCAUUGUCAAUUUAUUUACAAUCUUCGUCUAUUGAUUUUAUUCAAGCAAUCACUAUGGUGGAUGUUUGUGCUAAAAAAUUAUCUGAUUUAAGAAAUGAACAGAGUUUUAACAAUUUAGUUACAAAAACAAAAUCAUUUGCUAAUGAAAUUGGAUUAGUUGAAUGUAAGUUGCCAAUUAUACGUAGCCGCCGUCGGAAACUGUUGCCUGGAGAAGUUGCUUCUGAUGAAAUAAUAACAAAUCCUUAUGACCAAUUUAAAAUUGAAGUUUAUUAUGUAGUAUUGGAUCAACAACUAGCGAGGGAUCAGAAAUUUCCGACGAUCAUUUCAUUGCGCUUAAAAAUUGGAUUCCUAGUCUAA
Messenger RNA from Acyrthosiphon pisum (pea aphid), 1101 nucleotides. Its product is annotated as zinc finger MYM-type protein 1-like. NCBI's taxonomy places the organism in Eukaryota, Metazoa, Arthropoda, Insecta, Hemiptera, Aphididae. The transcript is spliced from 2 exons. Bases 1 to 1101 code for a protein of 366 amino acids. The record is from RefSeq and is a predicted model, not a curated record.